UCUUGUCUUCUUCCUCCUCCUCCUAGAAGAAACUCUGCAACUCUGCAAACACAAAGAUUUGUAAGGGUUGAAGUUUGUUUUCAUCAAUGGAUAAAGCAGCAAGUCAUGAAGAACUAAUUACGGAGAAGCUCGACAAAUCACUUAGAGGUGGUGCCUCUGAGAUGCUGUUCUCCAUUACUCAACUGAGAGGUAUACAGAAGCAUAGCAAGAUGGUUGAAGCCAACCUCAAGAGUAGAUCCAAAGCGCUAGAGUUAAAGGAGAAGGAGCUCCAGACUCUGAGCUCUGACCUUGAACAAAAGGUUGAGACUUUUGAAAAAGAGAAGGCCGAAGCUGGUGAUAUGAAGAAGCUGGUGGGAGAGUGUGGGGAACUGAGGUUGAAGAGAAACGAGCUGACGGCGAAGCUGGACACGUCGUCAAGGCUUCAGAGAGAGAUCGAGGUGAAGAAGAGCCAGUGGACGCAGCACUCGGCUGAGACUGGGAGGCUUUGCAGCGAGAUGAGUAAAAAGAGGAACGAGUUGGCGCUGACUCUUGAGCAGGUUAAGGAAUGUGAGAAGCGGUUUAAGAUGAAGGCAUUGGAGUUAGCUUCUAAAGAGAAGGACUUGCGGGGUGUGAGAGAGUCUAUUGAGGUUUAUGAUUCUGAGCUUGAGGUGAAACAGAAGAUGGUGCAGUCAUUGAACGAUGAGAUUGACUCCAAGUCCAAAGAGUCAAGGGAGAUCAAAAGAGUGAUUGAGCAACAAACCAGUGAGCUUGUUGUCAUGCAAAAGCAGCUUGGUUCUAUCAGAAGCUCUUGUGAGAUGGAAGAAAGAGAUAAAGAAAAGGAGCUGGGUCUGCUUAAGAAGCAGAUAGAGUCAGAGGAGAAGAAACUCCUUCAGCUCAAGAGAGAAAAGGAAGUGGUGACAGGUAUAAAGAAGAAAGAUUUGGAGCUGACUCUUUCCAAGAUUGAAGAAUCCAGCCAGCAGCUUGCGGAUGUGAAUCACCAACUUGAGUCUCAACGGAGACAGCUCGAGAUGCAGUCAGUUGAGCAAGUUUCUAAACGGAUGGAGUUUGAAAGUCUUCGAGAAUCAAGCAAGCGCUUGGUUUUUGACCUUGGGGUGAAAGAAAAGAGGUUCCAAGAAUUAAACAAUCUGAUAAAGAUCUCUGGCGAACAGCUUAACUUGAAAUCCAAAGAGCUGGAGGAGAUUGAAAGGGAGCUCAAGCUCAAGAGACGCUUGAGACAAAUGAGCACUGUGCUUGUUAAUCGUGAGAAGCAACCUCAGCAGAAUGCAGAAGAAGAACCUGAACCGAUAGAUACUCUCAUGCCUGAAAUCUCAGCUUCUCUUACGCGCCAUGAAGUCUCCAGCGUCCUUAGAGCUACACCAAAUCGAGCAGGAUUUGUUCUGGAACAAGUGCAGGAUGGAAUUAGACAAGGGUCAACUUCUCAAGACACGUUCUUGGAGACCUUGGUUCUUAUUUUUGAGGAGCUAGUCAAAAUUCAAGGACCGGACGAGUCUCAGCUGCUGCAGCUCCAAGCCAGAGAAGUGGCAACUCUAUGGAAAGAGAGGAUAACCAUCGAAGCUCCAAAGUCAACUCUCGAGGCUUUGGCCUUUCUUCUGUUCAUCAUUGCAUAUGGAUUGAAGACACUGAUCAAUGAAGAGGAAACUGCUUUGCUUGCUUCGUCUAUUGCUCAGUACGGACAGGCUCCAAGACUCUUUGGAUAUCUGAGUCUCAACCCUAAGAUCCGAGAGUUUGUUGAAGAGCUCAUCAAGAAAAGCUUGUAUAUUCCUGCAGUUAGGCUUAUCUGUUUGGUUAAUCUUGAUAAAGAGGAUAAAGAGGUAUCCUUCUCACCUUCAGAGCUCUUGAAGAAAGAGAUCACCACUUUCAGACGUUCUGCCCUGGAAAAUAGAUCCACACAGGCGAAAGAGAGAGAUGGUGGAAGACUGAGAGCUAUACUUGAACUUGUGGCGGAUUACAAGCUUAAAAUAGAUCUCCCAGGUGACCUCAUCGCCAAGCUCAUGGUUGAAGGAGAAAGGUCAGCCCCUGUAGCUCAUUGCUCUGUCAUACAUGUCGCCUCCUCAUCAAAUCCACGAGCUGGGUUGAAGAAAAAACAGUUGGGACAGACAAAAACUGUGCUGGUAAAACAUACUGGUGUAAAGCAGGAGAAUCUUGGUACAACUUUGCCAGCUGAUGUUAAGUCCAUCAAACUCCGAGCAUCCUCCAGUCGCACGUAUCAGAGGAGAGGGAACUGAAGAAAAGGACAACACUUAUCAGGAGGAGGGAUUGCUAAUUAAGUGUUAAAAUAACCGUAGUUGUAUGACUUGUGCCUUGAGGUUAAAAAAUAUGUUAUUAGCAACUUGUAAGUCCUAAUGUCAUGGUCUGUAAUAAGGCUAACUAGUAGAAACUAAACAGAGAGUGUGACUCUUUUGUAUUGGUAGGUCUUUUGGCUCUGGUUAAGUCAGUAUCUCAGUUGCUAUCUAUAUCCUUUUUCUAAAGUCUUUUUUCCACUUUUUAUACAGUCACAGAAUCACACAA
Molecule: messenger RNA, 2508 nt
Organism: Brassica oleracea var. oleracea
Lineage: Eukaryota; Viridiplantae; Streptophyta; Magnoliopsida; Brassicales; Brassicaceae
Product: centrosomal protein of 164 kDa
Exons: 5
Coding region: 87-2225 (712 amino acids)
Source: RefSeq, a predicted model, not a curated record